This is a messenger RNA of Cyphomyrmex costatus, 1368 nucleotides long. RefSeq names its product Heterogeneous nuclear ribonucleoprotein at 87F (gene Hrb87F). Bases 110 to 1255 code for a protein of 381 amino acids. Gene Ontology annotation, biological process: mRNA splicing, via spliceosome. Gene Ontology annotation, cellular component: catalytic step 2 spliceosome. The record is from RefSeq and is a predicted model, not a curated record. The transcript is spliced from 7 exons. Lineage: Eukaryota; Metazoa; Arthropoda; Insecta; Hymenoptera; Formicidae. Gene Ontology annotation, molecular function: mRNA 3'-UTR binding.
UCGUUCGUGCCGUGAUAGCGUCGUUUCUUCCACCGUUUGCUAUCGACACGCGUUGUACUCUGCUCGUACAAGUUUCACGGGAUCUUCGAUUCCGCUUAAGUCCGUUAAAAUGGUGAAGAUGGAGCAUGAUGAUGGUAAAAAUGAGCCAGAACAUGUUAGAAAACUGUUUAUCGGUGGCUUGGAUUAUAGAACAACAGAUGAUUCACUUAAGAAGCAUUUUGAACAAUGGGGUGAGAUUGUAGAUGUGGUGGUUAUGAAAGAUCCCAAAACCAAGCGUUCAAGAGGUUUCGGUUUCAUCACUUAUUCCCGUGCUCAUAUGGUAGAUGAUGCUCAGAAUGCUAGGCCUCACAGAGUAGAUGGUAGAGUAGUUGAGCCCAAGAGAGCAGUCCCUAGGCAAGAAAUAGGUCGGCCAGAAGCAGGGGCUACUGUAAAGAAACUUUUCGUUGGUGGUUUAAAGGAUGACCAUGAGGAAGAAGAUCUCAGACAGUAUUUCCAAAGUUAUGGUAGCAUAAAUUCGAUCAGCAUAGUGACUGAUAAGGAGACUGGCAAGAAACGCGGCUUCGGUUUCGUCGAAUUUGAUGACUAUGAUCCUGUCGACAAGAUCUGUCUACAGCGUAAUCAUCAGAUUCGCGGCAAACACGUUGAUGUCAAAAAGGCUCUGAGCAGAGCAGAAAUGGCAUCUGCUUCUGGAGGCGGUGGUGGUGGUGGUGGUGGUGGUGGCGGCAGCCGCAGUGGCCAAGGUGUAGGCAGAGGACCCCGUGGUAGUAAUCAAGGCGGUGGUAGCUGGGGAGGACGCGGCAGCGGUGGCGGUGGUGGUGACUGGAACAAUGGCAGUAAUCAGGGUGGAUAUGGUGGAGGUAAUCAAGGAGGUUGGGGGGGUAAUGGACCUUGGGAGAAUCAGAAUCAAGGAGGUGGAUGGAAUCAAGGCGGACAGGGUGGCUACAACAGUGGCGGUAAUUGGAGCAAUGAUAACUUUGGUGGCGGUUAUCAACAGGGUUACGGCGGUGGCCCAGUGCGCAAUAAUUUCAAUUCGGGUGGUAGACCGGCACCAUAUGGCAUUAAUUCGGGCCCUAGUGGACGUCAAUCUGGAGACUCCAGAUGGUUACCACCCUUCAGUGGACAAGGUCCUAUGGGUGGUGGAAAUUCCGGUGGUGGCGGUGGUGGAUAUGGUAACCAAGGUGGUUAUGGAGGUAAUUCUCUCGGAAGUGGAAACAUGGGGGGCGGUGGAGGCGGCGGCAGUGGAAGGAGAUACUAAGAGAACAUUGAGCAUAUCGCUGACCCUUCUCGCUGGUGAAGCUACUACUCCUACUACUACUUGUCUUCUAGUCGUCAGUACUUCUGUACUGUUUAGUAUCGGAGCAGGCAGGC